Molecule: messenger RNA, 480 nt
Organism: Closterium sp. Naga37s-1
Lineage: Eukaryota; Viridiplantae; Streptophyta; Zygnematophyceae; Desmidiales; Closteriaceae
Source: the annotation of a GenBank genome assembly
AUGGGGGCAACCCCUUCGUCCCCUCCUUAUGCCCCCUCUCUCCCCCCAUUUCCUCAUCCCCCAUCACCCGUCUCAACCCUUACAGUGCCGGCACGGGCAUACGGCCCCAUAAGCCAAUCACAACUACUUGGCCGGCUGGGCAUCAACUUUCGAGUGGAGGCGGUGCUGCGAGUGGCGUCGGAGCAGCAGGCGGAGGCUCUCAGGGACGGGUACUGGCGGCUCGUGGGCGAUGGGGAACCCCCGUGGCUUGAUGACGAGGAUGAGAGUGCAGGCGUGGAGGGGAAGAUAGUGGAGAGGGAGGGGGAGAUGGGGGUGCGUGGUGGGGGUGAGAGUAAUUCGUCUGGGGAAGGUGGUGGUGGUGGUGGUGGUGGUGGUGGUGGUGGUAGCAGUGGGAGGAGGUCGUUUGAGGGCAUGGGGUCGAGGUACAAGGCUCUUGUGAUUGCGAGUGACAAGUUAGGCGUGCCGGUUGGAUUCGAGUGA